AUGGUGGAGGGGUUUCAUGCUGAGCCGUUACGAGGUACUAUUCAGAACGUCCCUUCUGAAAUGACUGCAAGGAACAAGCAUACGAAUAUCGUCCUUUUUGGGCAGGCAGGGGCAGGCAAAAGCUCACUCGUCAACCUCAUGGCGGGGCAGGAUCUAGCAAGCACAUCCAACGACACAAAAUUCAGCACGAUGCACUGGCCAAAAUAUCCCAUCGAAUUUGAUGGCAAGUCUCAUAAGGUGUUCGAUACCGUUGGACUCGAGGAACCACACCUGGGAAUCCCGCAGUACUUCGAUGCUGUCGAGAAUGCCUAUAAGCUCAUCCAGGAUUUGGAGAGACAAGGGGACAUUGAUCUGCUUCUGCUCUGCGCACGCGCAAGCAGACUCACUUCUACGCUUCAAAGCAAUUACCGGCUCUUUCACGAAUUUUUCUGCGACAAGAAGGUUCCCACCAUUGUAGCGAUCGCAUACCUCGAAAACGAGGGCGAAGAAAUGGAUGGCUGGUGGAAGAGAAACAGAGAGAACUUUUCCUUGACCAGGAGGCCUACGUCGAUGGUCAUGCAUGCAUCGCCGCCGUCGAAGGCAAUUAUCCACACCGGCAUGAAGAAUCGCGCACCACGAUCCGCGCCAUUCUCAAGGAGUUCGCUGCUGACGGACGGAAGCAAGCAUGGAUAGGAGGAGAAAACCCUUUCACGUCGUUCAUGCGUAAGCUGAAGGGGCUCCCUGUGGGGAAUGUGAAUGCGAAGAAGGAC
Suillus clintonianus is the source of this 749-nucleotide messenger RNA. RefSeq lists its product as uncharacterized. Lineage: Eukaryota; Fungi; Basidiomycota; Agaricomycetes; Boletales; Suillaceae. The transcript has 2 exons. The coding region runs from base 1 to 672 and encodes 223 amino acids. The record is from RefSeq and is a predicted model, not a curated record. Gene Ontology annotation, molecular function: GTP binding.